AUGUCGACCGCCAACGGCAAAAUCGCGCCCAACGUCGGCCUCCAGGGCGGUGUCGAACCUUCCAACGUCGGCACCAAAGAAGUGCUCGUCGGCCGUGCUCUCGCCAGGCUGAGGUCAGUACUCUCUUUUCUCUCCUUUUCUCUCAUCCCAUUUGGGUGCCCUGGCUCUUUGAACGUUCGAGCGGGUCGACGCUACAAAACAUGGGGGUACGCCGCAACACAUCCCUGUGCCGGGAAGCGAUCGCGGUUGCCAGUCAUAGGCUAUCUCAACUGCGCGAUCGACGUCACGGGGGAGGCUCUGCUCUGGCUGCGACCGGCGAGUGCGCGGCGGGUGAGCGGCUGCGAUCCGCUCUGCCCGCCCGCUUCGUCCGCUCUCUUCAAAAGACUGCGAAAUACACGCCGGACGAAAGCUCGAGUGCGCAUUCAUCGCUCGGGAGUGUUCGGCAGGUGACCUCUCCAAAGGACCAGGUCAUCGCCCUUCCUCACCUGUUCUGGUUCCGCAAAUGAUCUGACUGUACUUUUGCUCACUUGUCCCUCAUCUCCGACGUUGCUGCUGCUGCUUUCAACGACGUGCGCCAACGCGCUCCAUGACCUACGCCUACUCUGGUCCUACGAUGUUGCUCCCGCUACGACCUCAGGACGAUCCCCGGAGACUUGGAAAAGUACACCUUCCUGGCCAGUCUCAAGUCGCGGAAUGAGAACGUCUUUUACGCGCUUGUCGGAUCCCACAUGAAGGAGCUCUGCGUAGGUUCUUUGCACCCUUUUCGAUGUUGCACAAGGAAGCAGCGUACUGAUCCAACGGGCAAUUCCUGCGACCUACAGCCCUUGAUCUACACCCCCGUCAUUGGUGAGCCUCUGGACUCCCCGGAUUCACCGAAAGCAAAGAAAAAGGGGUUACUGACCAUGAUCCCCGGUGGCAGGCCUCGCAUGCCAGAACUUUUCCCUGAUCCACCCUCCCCCCGACACCAACACCAAGCCCGCCCGCGCGCUGUACCUCUCAGCGCCGGACUUACCGCACCUCCCCGAGAUCCUCGCCAACCUCAAGACGCGGCUGCCGCACGACCAGAUGGAGAUUGCGGUCGUGACUGACGGUUCGCGGGUGCUGGGUCUCGGUGAUUUGGGCAUCGGUGGUAUGGGUAUCUCAAUGGGCAAGCUGUCGCUCUACGUCGCUGCCGGGGGGGUGAACCCCAAGGCGACGCUGCCGAUCGUCGUCGACUUCGGUACCGACAACGAGAAGCUCCUCGGUGACCCGCUGUACGUCGGCAUGAGGCAGCGGAGGAUGAGCGAUGCCGACUGCGAGGCCUGGUUCGAGGUCUUCAUGAAGGAAAUGCACCAGACGUUCCCUAACAUGGUCAGUUUUGUCUCAGAUCCGCGUGGCCUGUAUCUAUUCGCCUCGGCUGACCCUGUGGAGUCCACUCGCGUCCGCCCCUAGAUCAUUCAAUUCGAAGACUUCCACACGACCCUCGCGUUCCCCCUUUUGGAAAAGCACCGUGAGCGCUAUCCGUGCUUCAACGACGACAUCCAGGGCACAGGAUCUGUCAUCCUCGCCGGUGCGAUUCGCGCUUUCGCGCAAAACGGAAUCCCGCUCAAGGAACAACGCAUCCUCUUCUUUGGCGCGGGUUCGUCCGGCGUCGGCGUCGCCGAGACGAUCAGCAAGCACUUUGAGCUCGCUGGUGGCAUGACCGAGGACGAGGCCCGCAACCGUUUCUGGCUCGUCGACUCGAAAGGUUUGGUCGCCAACAACCGAGGGGACAAGCUGCCGACACACAAGCAGUACCUCGCCCGACGGGAGGAGGACGCGCCCAAGCUCAAGACGCUGCUCGAGGUCGUCAAGCACGUACGCCCGACGGCGCUGAUGGGUCUGUCGACGCUCGGUGGGGCCUUCACACGCGAGAUCCUCGAGUUCAUGGCCCACAUCAACGCCAAGCCGAUCGUGUUUGCGCUCUCGAACCCCGUCGCGCUCGCCGAGUGCACAUACGAGGAAGCGGUCGAGGCGACGAACGGGACGGUGCUGUACGCGUCCGGCUCGCCGUUUGACCCCGUGCAGUUCGAGGGCAAGACGUACGAGCCCGGGCAGGGCAACAACAUGUACAUCUUCCCCGCCGUCGGUCUCGGUGCGAUCCUGGCGCAGGUCAAGACGAUCCCCGAGGCCAUCAUCCACGCCGCCGCGAGGGCGCUCGCCGACUCGCUCAACGCCGACGAGAAGGAGCGUCGCCUGCUGUACCCCGACGUCGAGCGGAUUCGGGAGGUGACCAUCUUUAUCGCCUUGAGGGUCAUCCGUGCGGCGCAGCUGGCCGGCGUCGACCGGAACGAGAAGCUGAGGGGCAUGACCGACAUUGAACUCAACAACUAGUGAGUGCAGGUUACGCGCUAUGUGUUGUGGUGCUGGGCACUGAUCGUCCGUUUUCCGUGCUACCUCGCAGCAUCCGAGGCUCCAUGUACCAAGCCAUGUUGGAACUCUAA
Microbotryum saponariae is the source of this 2462-nucleotide messenger RNA. The record is from the annotation of a GenBank genome assembly. NCBI's taxonomy places the organism in Eukaryota, Fungi, Basidiomycota, Microbotryomycetes, Microbotryales, Microbotryaceae.